Messenger RNA from Xyrauchen texanus (razorback sucker), 1734 nucleotides. RefSeq names its product sushi, nidogen and EGF-like domain-containing protein 1. NCBI's taxonomy places the organism in Eukaryota, Metazoa, Chordata, Actinopteri, Cypriniformes, Catostomidae. The record is from RefSeq and is a predicted model, not a curated record. Gene Ontology annotation, biological process: cell-matrix adhesion. Bases 69 to 1118 code for a protein of 349 amino acids. The transcript has 13 exons.
CUGCUCAGCAAUUUAAUGCACAGUAUGUUGAAGAGCUGUUGGUUAAACCUGUCUAAGUUUUCAUCAGAAUGUUUCCAGUUACACAACAUCUGCUGGUAUUCACAAUCAUUUCAGUCCUUUCACUGACCAGGGCACAAACUACAACGUUAGGUACAACAACAGUAGCAAACAGCAUUACGAGUGAUGGAAGCUUUACUACUACAACCACACCCAUUCCACAAAUAUCUGCUCACCCAGGUGCAACAACAGCGGCAAGCAGCAUUACGAGUGAUGGAAGCUUUACUACAACAACCACAAACAUUGCACCAUCAACUACAAACCCAGUACCACAGAUAUUCUAUCCAUUUGGCUUAGAGGCAGGAGAGACACAAAAGAAUAUUGGUGAAGAAAACUCUUAUCUGGUCAACAUAUCCAGUCCAUUUAUAUUCUUCGGUCGAGCAUUCAGCCAGAUAUAUGUAAAUGGUAACGGAUUCCUUUCAUUCAAACAACCUUUGUAUGAAUUGGAGAAUUUUGUCUUUCCUGCUGCUGGAAGUGAAGAUCUCAUUGCUCCUCUCUAUACUGACAUUGAUGAUUAUAUGUCAGGUGUGGUCUCAUAUCAUGAGUACACAAAUGGAAGUGUACUUACUCGGGCAUCUCAGGAGAUAAACCAGUAUUUCUCUCGUAAUGACUUUAAUGCUAAUUGGGUCUUUGUUGCGACUUGGAACUAUGGAAGUUUUUAUGGUGGCAAAUCGUUGUUUCAAGUUGUUUUAAUUUCUGGAGGUAAUCGUUCUUUCGUUCUGAUGAAUUACGGUGACAUGGAAGAAGCGCAGUCAGAAGUGCAGGCUGGCUAUAACACAGCAAACUCUGAACACUACUUUGUAAUUCCUCACUCAAACGAAUUUAACUACUUACCAAACCUCAAAUACUCCAGUAAUGUAAAUGUUCCAGGCCGUUGGUUCUUCAGUGUCUCAAACGAGAUUCUCAUUGGACUUAGAAUGACUAUUAGAUCAUUUUCAGACCUAACACAGACUGGAAACAUUGAGACUGUUUUAAAGCAACUGAAACAAGAGCUGAUUAAUCGUGGGGUCUCAAACACCUUAGACCUGAAAUUAAGAGCAGUUAAAAAGACAAAUCCAUAAUACCAGUCUCAGGGAGUGGGUGGGGCACACAAUACACUGGUUUAUUAUAUCUCUGACACUAUAUAUACACUUGCUAUUUAGAAUGGGAAAGAGAAAGGAAUGCCAUUCCACAGGACUUUCAUCUGUGGUUAACCUUCAACACACUUUCUGUCCCCUAUCAGAUUAUGCAUUUUAAAAAGACUAUCUUCUCCAAUAAUAUGUUUUUUAUCCAUCUGUAAAUGAUUAACCUUAGUUAAAUGCAUUAGCUAUCAUGAACUGACAAUUAACUUUAUUUUUUGUAGCAUUUUUUUAUAUUGGUUAAUGUUAAUUAAGGAAAAUAGAAUUGUUCAUUGUUAGUUCAUGUUGGUAAAUUAAUAACUCAUCCAUCCUUCUUCAAAGGCCAAUUGUUCUAUAUAGGGUCACGGGAAGUGCCGAAGCCUAUCCCAGCUGUCUCGGCUGAAGGCAGGGAAACACCCGGCUUAGACAGAUGGCCAGACCAUCACUGUAGUUCAUAAUGCAUCAACUAAUGUCAAUGUGUUUUAAUUUUCUAUAAAUAUGCUUUCGAAAAUGUAUUGUAAAAGUGCUUGACAAAUAAAAACGAAUUGAAAAAUUUUAAUUGAAAUUAAAAGAUAAUUAC